Solanum stenotomum is the source of this 2778-nucleotide messenger RNA. Its product is annotated as disease resistance protein RPP13-like. The record is from RefSeq and is a predicted model, not a curated record. Gene Ontology annotation, molecular function: ADP binding. Gene Ontology annotation, biological process: defense response to other organism. Bases 268 to 2778 code for a protein of 836 amino acids. The transcript is spliced from 2 exons. NCBI's taxonomy places the organism in Eukaryota, Viridiplantae, Streptophyta, Magnoliopsida, Solanales, Solanaceae.
AUAAAAAAAGGAAUGUGUCCACAACUAGACCUAUUCAAAAAAAAGAGGGUCGAAUAUAAAAUGUCUGAUCAUUAUUCUGAUGGAACAAUGCAAAGUCAAAAUUGACUGCAGAGAAAGAGGCUUUAAUCAAAGAGAAGAAAAGUAAACUAAAAUAUACUUAACUCUGUGUCAAACUUCUUCCAGGCAACAAUUAACAGCCAACUUUGAUUUGACGUUCUCCAAUAUUUCUUCAUCUCUUCAUUACAGUAAAGAUCCAAACGCCAAAAGAUGGUUGAUGCCUUUGUGUCAUUUGCAGUUCAAAAACUGGGGGAUUUCCUCAUACAGGAAGCUUCCCUGCGUUCAAGUCUCAGACAGGAUGUGCGGUGGCUGCGAAAUGAGCUGUUCUUCAUGCAGUCUUUCCUCAAAGAUGCAGAACAAAAGCAAGUUGUAGAUCAAAGAGUUCAGCAAUGGGUGUUUGAGAUCAACUCUGUUGCUAAUGAUGCCGUUGCUAUAUUGGAGACUUAUAGCUUAGGGGCUAGUAAAGGUAACGAUGCUAGAUUUGCUAGUCGUCUGAAGGCAACUUGCAUCUGCAGGAAGGAGACAAAAUUCUACAACGUCAGCAAGGAGAUCCAAUCACUAAAGCAUCGAAUCAUGGAUAUCUCUCGCAAACGAGAGACUUAUGGUAUUAGAGAUAUCAAUAAUGCAGGAGAAAGGCCAAGUAAUCCCCCAAACAAUCAGUCUGACAUGGUUAGAACAUUGAGGAGAACUACCUCAUAUGUGGAUGAUGACCAGGAUAACAUUUUUGUUGGCUAUCAGGAUGUUGUAGAAACAUUGCUAGCUGAACUUCUCAAACCAGAGCCCCGCCGAAGCGUCAUCUCCAUUUAUGGUAUGGGCGGAUUAGGUAAGACCACUCUUGCGAGAAACCUAUACAUCAGUCCUAAUAUAGUCAAUAGAUUCCAUACGCGAGCUUGGAUAUGUGUUUCUCAAGAGUACAACACCAUGGAUCUCCUUAGGAAUAUCAUAAAAUCCAUCAAAGGUUGCACCAAGGAAACUCUAGAUUUGUUGGAAAAGAUGAUGGAAAGAGAUCUAGAAAUUUACCUUCGUGAUCUUUUAAAAGAACCCAAAUACCUUGUGGUGGUCGAUGAUUUAUGGCAUAGAGAAGCAUGGGAAAGUCUAAAACGAGCAUUUCCAGACAGCAAGAAUGGCAGCAGAGUUGUUAUUACCACGCGCAAAGAAGAUUUCCUGAGCCAAGAAGAAAGUUGGGAUCUCUUUUGUAGGAAACUACUAGAUGUUAAGGCAAUGGUCUCAGCAAUGGAAAGGUUAGCUAAGGAUAUGGUGGACAGGUGUGGAGGUUUACCUCUUGCAAUUGUUGUAUUAAGCGGACUACUUUCACAUAAAAGGGGGUUAGAAGAAUGGCAAAAGGUGAUGGACCGUCUUUGGCAGAACAUUAAAGACGACUCUAUUGAAGUCUCUUACAUACUAUCAUUGAGCUACAACGAUUUGUCAACUACACUCAAGCAGUGUUUCCUGUACCUUGGUAUGUUUCCAGAAGAUCAUGUGGUCCAUGCUGAUCACAUACUAAGGUUGUGGAUGGCCGAGGGCUUCAUACCAAGAGGAGAAGAAAGAAUGGAGGAUGUCGCUGAAGGCUUCUUGAAUGAGCUGAUAAGAAGAAGCUUGGUUCAAGUGGCUGGAACAGUUUGGGAAAAAGUUACUGGAUGUAGGGUUCAUGAUUUACUUCGUGAUCUUGCCAUACAAAAGGCAUUGGAGGUAAACUUCUUUGACAUUUAUGAUCCAAGAAACCACUUCAUAUCCUCCUUAUGUAUCAGACAUACCAUUCAUGAUCAAGGAGAAAAGUACCUCUCACUUGAUCUUUCUAACUUAAAGUUGAGGUCAAUUAUAUUUUUCAAUCCAUAUUUUAAUAGCAUGAGUCUUAUUAACUUCAGUAGUGUGUUCCAACAUCUAUAUGUGUUGUACUUGGAUAUUCGUGGUGGAACUAUACCUGAUGCCAUAGGAAGUUUGUGCCACCUCAAGUUCUUAAGCAUUAGAGGUAUCCAUUAUCUUCCCUCCUCCAUUGGCAAACUCAAGAAUUUACAGACACUUCAUGUCAAUAACUAUGGAUUCUCAUGCCAACUACCCCAUGAGAUAGCUGACCUAAUAAAUCUAACACAUUUAGCUGCUCCUUAUUCAAAACCUCUGAAACAUAUAAGAAAACUCACAAGUCUUCAAGUUCUUCAUGGUGUUUGUUGUGAUCAGUGGAAAGAUGUUGACCCUGCUGAUUUAGUCAACCUUCGAGAAUUAAGCAUGCAUGAUAUUACCAAAACUUACUCCCUAAACAACAUUACCAGCUUGAAAAACCUUAGUACUCUCAGAUUAUUGUGUUAUGCUGAUGAAUCAUUCCCAGCCCUUGAAUUUCUUAAUUCUUGUCAAAAGCUCCAGAAAUUGAGGUUAGAUGGGAGAAUAGAGAAACUGCCUCUGUUUCCAAAUUCCAUCACAAUGAUGGAUCUUUGGGACUCAGAACUCAUGGAAGAUCCGAUGCCUAUUCUGGGAAUGUUGCCAAACCUAAGGAAUCUCUAUUUAGUAGCAGCUUAUGAAGGAAAAGAAAUAAUAUGCAGUGAUAACAGCUUCAGUCAACUAGAGUUCCUUCGUCUUGAUAGUCUUGAGAAGCUAGAAAGAUGGCAUUUAUCCACAAGUGCCAUGCCUCUCAUUAAAGGUCUUGGUAUCCAUAGUUGUCCAAAGUUGAACAAGAUUCCUCAGAGAAUGAAAGAAAUGAAGAUGUUGAAGAGAAGUUACAUGUGGUGA